AUGUGCAGCAGGACCACAGCAAUCUUUCAAAGACGAUUCGGCGUCCGGAAAAUGGGAUACACGGCGGACCGGCGAAUCAAAGGUGCCCCGAUUGGCGAGAACACCAGGCCGCAGAACAAGUCGUUCGAGUUUUCAUUUGAGAACGUUGAAUUGGUGCCUCAAUUUCAAGGAAACAAUCGUGGCGAAGUUAAGGCCAAGGUGCAGCGAUUUCUGGAGAACAAACUGGGAAAGCCAGCAGAUUACGGUGAAGUCUGA
This is a messenger RNA of Diaporthe amygdali, 255 nucleotides long. RefSeq lists its product as uncharacterized. The record is from RefSeq and is a predicted model, not a curated record. Lineage: Eukaryota; Fungi; Ascomycota; Sordariomycetes; Diaporthales; Diaporthaceae. The transcript is spliced from 2 exons. Bases 1 to 255 code for a protein of 84 amino acids.